AAUAAAUAAAAGCGAAACUCUCUGGACCACACGAGAGAAAAACGUUCACCCUAACUCUCUCACACAGUUUCAUCUUUCUCUGAGUCAGACAAAAAAAGAUGUGGUUUUUCGGAAAGAAAGGAGCAUCAGGAUUCUCGGCUCGUUCCACAGCAGAAGAAGUAACACAUGGUGUUGACGGAACUGGCCUCACUGCCAUUGUCACAGGAGCAUCGAGUGGUAUUGGAGUGGAGACCGCGCGUGUUCUUGCACUGCGUGGUGUGCACGUGGUUAUGGCGGUGAGGAACACUGGCUCGGGUGCUAAAGUCAAAGAAGAUAUUGUCAACCGGGUCCCUGGAGCUAAACUUGAUGUCAUGGAGUUAGAUCUCAGCUCAAUGGACUCUGUCAGGAAGUUUGCAUCUGAUUACAAAUCAUCUGGUCGUCCUCUCAACCUCUUGAUCAACAAUGCUGGGAUAAUGGCAUGUCCCUUUAUGCUCUCCAAGGACAACAUCGAGCUUCAGUUCGCAACCAACCAUUUAGGUCAUUUUCUGUUGACAAAGCUACUGCUAGAUACAAUGAAGAACACAUCACGUGAGAGCAAAAGAGAAGGCAGGAUUGUGAAUCUAUCAUCGGAAGCUCAUCGGUACUCGUAUCCAGAAGGAGUCCGCUUCGAUAAGAUCAAUGACAAGUCAAGUUACAGUAGUAUCCGGGCUUAUGGACAAUCUAAACUCUGCAAUAUAUUGCACGCCAACGAGCUUGCAAAGCAACUGAAGGAAGAUGGAGUCAAUAUAACAGCAAAUUCACUUCAUCCAGGAGCCAUUAUGACUAAUCUUGGCCGCUACUUCAACAGCUAUUUGGCUGGAGCUGUUGGUGCAGUGGCUAAAUAUGUGCUCAAGACUGUUCCGCAGGGGGCGGCAACGACUUGCUACGUGGCAUUGAAUCCUCAGGUUACAGGAGUUACAGGGGAAUACUUUUUGGACAGCAACAUUGCUAAACCAUUAUCACUUGCUAAAGAUUCAGAAUUGGCCAAGAAGGUUUGGGACUUCAGCACUAAGCUUACCGAGUCCCAGUCAGGAGAUAGUAGUUCUUGAAACCAUAAUGUUCAGUGAAUCUUUACGUUGUGAUUUCUAUUUGAGCCUUUACCAAAAUAAAUAAAAUGUAAUAACAAAUCUGAAUCAUUUCAACUCUGCAAAAUGUUGGUUUAGUUUUGGUUCUA
Brassica oleracea var. oleracea is the source of this 1192-nucleotide messenger RNA. Its product is annotated as short-chain dehydrogenase TIC 32, chloroplastic. The transcript is spliced from 8 exons. The coding region runs from base 99 to 1067 and encodes 322 amino acids. NCBI's taxonomy places the organism in Eukaryota, Viridiplantae, Streptophyta, Magnoliopsida, Brassicales, Brassicaceae. The record is from RefSeq and is a predicted model, not a curated record.